Molecule: messenger RNA, 4884 nt
Organism: Cotesia congregata
Lineage: Eukaryota; Metazoa; Arthropoda; Insecta; Hymenoptera; Braconidae
Source: the annotation of a GenBank genome assembly
AUGCUGGCUAUACCUAAUCAGUCCAGUAAAAUGACUAAAGAAAAAUUAGAAAUGGCAUUGCAGUUGAGAAACAAGAAAAAAGACCGUGCUGAGCAGCAUAAAAAGAUGCUGGAGCUGCCGGAUUUACCUCGAAGCAUUGUAAAUAAAACUAAUUUCGCCGUGGAGAAGCUUGAAUUGUCAAUGCAGUUGAAAGAAAAAAUGAAGGAGUUGGAUGAAUAUCAGAAAAAAAUGCUUCAGCUCCAGGACAAGAUAAGUACUAGCACAAGAUUGACACUGACUAAAGAAAAAUUUGAAAUUGCAGAUAAAUUAGAGGAAAAAAUGAAAGACUUGCAGGAGUACCAGCAAAAACUUCUGGAUCUCCAUGAGCAGACCAGCAGAGAAGCUAGAAUGAUAACUGCGGUGGAAUUGCAGCUCGAGGAGAAAGAUAUUAAACUGGAGGCGUCGAUCAAGGAGCGAGACAAGCUGGAGCGCGAUUUGACAGCCGCUAAAUCGGAUUUAGCAGCCAUCAAGAGGACACUCGAGCUAGAACGUCAGGAGAGGAAAGAUUUAGAGACUACGGCUUUGGAUUUAAUAAAAGGCGCCAAGAGAAAAUGGGAAGCUGCUGAAAAGGAAAAAAUAGCCAGGCUCAAUAAACACAUCGAGGCUCAGACGGUGCGUAUCACUGAACUGUGUACCAGUAAUAAUGAAAUGAGUUCUAGAUUACAGAGGACCCAGUGUGAAUUGGAGACCACAAAUGCAGAGCUUCAUAAGUUGAAAGUUUUUCAAAUUCAGUACAAAGAAUCCUUGGCGAAAACACGAGAAUUAAGACGCCAGAGUGUUGCGGGAGUUGAAAAUAAACUUGAAGAGAUAGCUAACCGUGCUCACAAUCAAUUGGCUGAGGUGAGAAUGAAGCUGGAGAUGGAGAUAGCUAAAAAUACUGAGCUGGAAAGCGAACUGAGAAACGAGCGCGAUUCAAAUCAUUGUCGCAUGUCGCGUAUAAAUGUCGCUCUUGAGCUGGCUCAGUCGGAGCUUAAGGACUGCCAGGAGCAGCUAAGAAGCACCCAAGCUAUGAUACCAGCCCGGGAUCAAGAAAUAGAGACGUUGCGUAAGCAAUUGAAAGAAAGGACUCAACACAUGCAGAGUGUCAGCGUGACUGAGCAGACUGUGAGUAAUUUAAAUAAUGAAAUGAUGAAACUUCAGUUGGAAAAUGAACAGAUGAAAAAACAGCUGGAGAAUGCUAAGAGCGAUUUGAAUGAUACAUUAAAAAAUUUACGUAAAAGUGAACACUUGGCUUUGAAUUUGGAGAAAAAAGCCCAUGAUAAGGAUGAAUUGCAACUGCGCCUUGAAGCUUCGCAGGAGAAAGAGAAUGAACAGUUACGUAAGAUGGAUACACUUGAGGAUUUACUUCAACGUCUUCAGCAGAGUGUCUCGAAAUUAGAGUCAGAGAACGCCUGUUUGAGACGUUCUACUGACAAUUCUAAACCCUCUACCAGCCGUACGUCGGGAGUAACUUCUGCUCCUGCUGAAAAAUUAUCAAUUACUGACAAAACAGCGCUGGAGCAGCAGAUCGAUCGGUUGGAAAAACAGCUACAAGCUGCGAGAGAAAAAUCGACGGCUGAUCGUGACGCGGCUCGACAAGCCCAGCGGGAUUUAUGGAAGAAAGAAAAGGAAUUGUCUGACGCUAAUUUGGACAAGCGCAUCGCUGUAAGAGAAGCCAAGACUGCUGAAGAUAAAAUAAAGCGGCUUGAGGAGGAGAAGGCUAAAUUGACAGAGUCGCUGAAUAAAAAGUACAAGGAAGAGGAAGAAAAAUCAAAGAAAUUGUUGGCUGAGCUCGAGUCCGCUAAAGCAUCACUGGCUGAAUUCACUCGCGAGUCAUCUAGGAAUAAAUUACAGGCUGACUCGGCACAGCGAGCGCUGACGCAAACUAAUGGACAGAUCGAGGAGCUUCAAUCAUCCAGUGCAGCGUUGAGACGCGAGUUGGAUGCAACUAGGAAGCAAUUGCGCACUAAUCAGGAUCGUGUUGAUAGUUUGAAUGCCGAGAACAAGCGACUGACUCUGGCUAUUUCUAAGCACAAUGAAGAGAAGCUGGAGCUGGAGGCUAAGUUGGAGAAAUUAGAGCAAGAAGCUAAUGGUUACAAGGUUAAUAUUGAUUUGUUGAAGGAAACUUGUACUGUUCUUGAGGAGCAGUUGACUGACUAUGAAAGGCUGACGAGUGAUCAUGAAACGAGGGAGAAUACUCUGAUUCAGGACAAAAUGAGGCUUCAGAAAGAGCUGGAGGCGGUGGAACAGAAACUUCGGGAGGCUAAAGCUGCGCAGAAUGAAGAAAAGACCAAGAGGUUGUUGGCGGAGAGAGCUAUCGAACGUCUGGAGUCGGAAACGAGUGAUAUUGAGUCGGAAAGAAAUGGAUUGCACAGUCAGCGGGAUCAUUAUAAAAAAAUGGCUCAAGAUUUGAAUAAACAAGUCGGGGUAUUGACGACCCGCUGCGGAGAGCUUCAGUGUGACUUGGCUGAGCUGAAGCGUUCGCUGGAGUCUGCUAGAGGUGAGUCGGUCGUUGUUAAGGAAGAGUGUUCUCAACAUCUUACAAGGCUACAUGAAAUGAAGGACAUUAAUCAGGACUUGAUGGCAGAUUUGCAGUCCAGUAUUGACCAAGGACAAGAAUUGAGACUUAGGAUCGCGGAGUUGGAGAAUGUGUUGGAUGAAAUGAGACAGUUUUAUCAAGAACACGAAUAUAAGUCCGAAGGUACAAGACAACAGCAGACUAAACUUAUUGAUUAUCUUCAGCUUAAGCUUGAAGAGUGCAGCAAAAAGAAGAAAACUGUUUGUGAUAAGAUUUUUAAGAGCAAACAGAAGGAAAAUAUUGUUCCGAUUGGCGCUGGUAUGCCUGUUGGAUAUCGCGAGCUUGAAAAUCAACUCACUAGAGAACGUGCUAAAGUCAAGGCACUUACCGAGCAAUUGUUGGCUUACAAAGCCGCUGCGGCUUCAUCUGCUCCAGUCUCACCGAGUUGUGGAAGUCCGGAACUGAGAAAACACAUAUCUCAGUCUAAUAAUACUGAAGAAGAAAAUACUUUGUCUAGACAAAUGUCCAACCAACGAAUCCGUCAUAAUAUUCCUCAUCGCUUCAAUCUUGAGUUGUCGAUGCGAGCUGGAAAAUGCGCUGCUUGUCUAGAGCCAAUACAAUUCGGAAAACGUUCUGCAAUUUGUAGUGAGUGUCAAAUAUUAACACACUUGAAAUGUUCUUUAUUAGUUCCGGCAAAUUGUGGGCUACCUGGAGAUUUUGCAAAGCACUUGGGCAAAACUUGGAAAAAUAGUGCCGAAAGUAUUUCUACUCUUUGCAGCAGUGUACAGACUUUGACGAUUGACGAGCCAGACUUUGGGGAAUUUAAUCCAAAACAUUUACGCAAUAAUGAAGGUAUAAUUGCUGAAAGUUGGGUGAAAAUUCCUGGCAGAGGAAAAGCCUCGUGGGACAGAAAAUAUUUGCGCUUAGAAGGAACUAGUCUCUGCAUUUAUGAGCACAAACCAAGUCAAGGCAUGGCUCCAAUAAGUAAAAUGGAGUUGACAGACAAAUCGUCGUAUGGAUUCACCAUUACUGAGGAAGUUUAUUCAGCUGAAGUACCAGGAACAGCAAAAUCAGACUUGCCGUUUAUAAUUCGCGUUGAAUCGAACACUUCAAACACUUGCUGGCCGACUUCACGCCUGGACAUAAUGGCUCUCAGUCAAGUAGAGAAGAAAACUUUGGUCAAUGCUCUCAAGUCAAUAGCCCACCAAAACGGGACGAAAGAAAACGCUAAAAAUGCAAUGCUGCAAACGGUCCUGAGAUUGGAGAAAAAUCGACUGGAUAUGAACUGCAUUGUUGAGCUGGAGCAAGAGAACACACUGCUUAUUGGAGCUGAAGAAGGACUCUAUUCGUAUCAACCAGCACACUCAAAGAUGCUAACUGCCAUACGAGGAGUCAAGCGUGUUCAUCAGUUGUCUUUACACCCGCAUCUUAAUCUCGCGCUGAUGAUUGCUGGGGAAGAUCGGCAACUGGUUUGCUGCGAUCUUAGACAGCUGAAGAACAAUGCAGUCGCUGCUGAGUGCUCAAGACCCGCUAUUAGUGUCACGGGUAUUCUCACGGGUUCUGAUAGCUGCCAUUUGUAUCAACUAGAAGGAGAUGUACUUUGUGCUGCGACAGCUUCCUGUGUUAUUUUAUUAAAAUGGCGCAGUGAUAGCGAGCGCGGGGAAUUUAUUGCGAUUAAAGAAAUCGAAACGCAAGAACCUUGCAGCUGCGCUAUUUUCACCAAAAGAAAUCUCAUUGUCGGGUGUCAAAAGUUCUUCCAAAUAGACUUGAAGGAUUAUAUGAUUGAUGACUUCCCUGAGGAAGACGACAGUUCAAUAAAAGCUGCUCUUGCUGGAGUUGCUAAGUUGGGAAUAUUUCCAGUUGCUGUUCUUGAUGUUUCAACCUCGGCCCAAUCUACGGAACUAUUAUUGUGCUAUAAUGAAUUCGGAGUCUUCGUCAAUGAAUGUGGUCAACGAACUCGGUCUAUCGAUCCUACUUGGAGUCAUUUACCUUUUUCUUUCGCGUUCCGCAAGCCUUAUCUUUUUAUCGCCCACUUUUCGUCGGUGGAAGUUAUCAAAUUGACACCGGAUGCGUUUUCUUCGGCAACAAAGGGUCCAGAGAAAACAUUGAUUGAGUUGAAUAACCCUCGGUACUUAGGAUCUGCUGGGUCUAAAGGAAUUUACUCGGCUGUUAGUAAUUCUACGUUGGAUAUUGUUAAAAUUGACGGAGUUGCUUCGAUUCUCUCAAGGAUGAGCGAUAGUUUGUCAAGCUUAGACUCCAUCUUUACCCCCAGUCUUCUAGAAACACUCGAUAAUAAUACGAGUAAGCGAGUUCACUUUGCCAAUAUUUCUAACCUAUUCAUAGAUUAA